AUGGCAGCACAUGGGAUUGUAUGCUCAGGUGUGCGUAGCAGAAUUGGUAAUGGCAGAACGACAUUGAUCUGGGGUCAUCCCUGGUUACCAGAUAAUCCCAGUCCACUGGUCAAAACUAUUAUGCCUGAGGAGUUGGGAAGUGCCUGGGACCCCCAUAUUUUAACAGAUUUAUUUGACGACCCAGAGGAUGUGGCGCGUAUUUCUAUGAUUUCGGUUAGCCCGGACUAUGAGGACACGUGGUUCUGGUUAAAGGAGCCAACAGGAAUCUACACGGUUAAGAAUGUUUAUAGGCAGAUUGUUGGUGAUUAUGAGCAUAACCCGGGAACUUUUGAUAAAUGGGUUAAAUUAUGGAAAAUGAAAGUACCACCCAAAUGGAAGACCUUUUUGUGGCGAACUUUAUGUGAUAUCCUCCCUACCACAAAUAAUUUAAUUAUGAAGAGAGUUGAAUUGGAACCUGUGUGCCCAAUGUGUGGAUUAUUUGAUGAAAAUGUGAUGCAUGCCUUAAUUACGUGUGAUUAUUCGAAAAUGGUAUGGGGUAUGUCGGGGUUACCUGUUAUAAAUAUUGUGACAGAUUCUUUGGUGGCAUGGCUUAUGAGAAUUUUUUAUGCUUUAACAGAGGAUCAGUGUGGCCUAGCUGUAUCUAUUCUCUACAAUAUAUGGAAUGCCCGAAACACCGCUGUUUGGGAGCAGUCCCUUCCGCGACCAGCACAAGUCACCCGGUGUGCUGCAGCAGCCGUGCGUCUCUACCGCCAGGUUCACCAGCGUGUUCGGGAGCCGGAGCUUGCUGCAACGUCAACGACAAUAGGGGACAGCCGACCGAAGUGUUAUAUAAAUGCAGGUUACAGGCACAACACCGGGGAAGUGACAUAUGGGGCGGUGUUGCUUUCUCAUCACGACAUGUUUAUGGCCGCAACAAGUGGCAAGUUAUCCGGGGCCUUCUCAGCUGUGAUGGCGGAGGCGUUGGCUUGCAAAGAGGCCCUAUCAUGGCUCAAGGAACGAGAUAUUCAGAAGGUGGACCUUCUCACGGAUUGUUCAGAAUUGUGGAGUGCACUAUACUUAGGCUCUACACCAAUGUUGUCUUAUGUUGGGAUCAUUGUGGACCAGUGUAGGACAACUAUGUUUUUAUUUAUUCAUUGUUCAUUAAGUUAUGUCUCCCGAACAUUAAAUUUACAUGCUCAUACUUUAGCUUCAUUAGCUUUUGAUCAGGAACAACCUAUAUAUUGGGACUUUGUCCCUCCUGACACUAUCAUUCAGUUCAUUUAA
Messenger RNA from Ipomoea nil (Japanese morning glory), 1263 nucleotides. RefSeq lists its product as uncharacterized. The record is from RefSeq and is a predicted model, not a curated record. The transcript has a single exon. Gene Ontology annotation, molecular function: RNA-DNA hybrid ribonuclease activity; nucleic acid binding. The coding region runs from base 1 to 1263 and encodes 420 amino acids. NCBI's taxonomy places the organism in Eukaryota, Viridiplantae, Streptophyta, Magnoliopsida, Solanales, Convolvulaceae.